ACAGUCGUAUCUCUCAGGGGUCAUUAGGAUUCACACGUGCCUUUCUCGUUGAAGCUACCUUCGGAAAAUUUCUUUCUUCAGUACGGCAGUUUGUUAGUGCAGCAAUGUCGAAGCCCCGGGUUUUCUUUGAUAUGAGCAUUGGUGGAGAGCCUGCCGGACGUAUUGUGUUUGAGCUCAGAGCCGAUGUAGUUCCGAAAACUGCAGAGAACUUCCGUGCAUUGUGUACUGGAGAGAAAGGGUUUGGCUUUCAGGGAAGUAAAUUCCAUCGUAUUAUUCCAGGAUUCAUGUGCCAGGGUGGAGAUUUCACCAGAGGAAAUGGAACUGGUGGCAAGUCCAUUUACGGUGAAAAAUUUGCAGAUGAAAAUUUUGCACUGAAACACACUGGUGCAGGAACUCUCUCCAUGGCAAAUGCUGGUCCAAACACAAAUGGAUCUCAGUUCUUCAUUUGCACUGCAGUAACCUCACACUUGGAUGGGAAGCAUGUGGUGUUUGGAAGUGUGGUGGAGGGAAUGGAUGUCGUAAGGAAAAUGGAGAGUGUUGGUUCCCGUUCGGGUCAAACUAGUAAACCAGUGGUCAUUAACAGUUGUGGUCAGCUGUGAUGCAAAUUCUCUACUUUGCACUAGAACUGUGAAACUGUAGUUUGUUAGAAAUAAACUCUUGUGUUCAUUUGUA
This is a messenger RNA of Stylophora pistillata, 672 nucleotides long. Its product is annotated as peptidyl-prolyl cis-trans isomerase. NCBI's taxonomy places the organism in Eukaryota, Metazoa, Cnidaria, Anthozoa, Scleractinia, Pocilloporidae. Gene Ontology annotation, cellular component: cytoplasm. The record is from RefSeq and is a predicted model, not a curated record. Gene Ontology annotation, molecular function: cyclosporin A binding; peptidyl-prolyl cis-trans isomerase activity. Gene Ontology annotation, biological process: protein peptidyl-prolyl isomerization; protein folding.